Molecule: messenger RNA, 691 nt
Organism: Magallana angulata
Lineage: Eukaryota; Metazoa; Mollusca; Bivalvia; Ostreida; Ostreidae
Exons: 3
Coding region: 131-691 (186 amino acids)
Source: RefSeq, a predicted model, not a curated record
UUCCUCCUAAGAAAACAGCAAGGGAAAAUCAAAUUUUAAACAGCAAGUGUUAUAGUGACAUGUUUAAGUUCGGAGAUUUCUGCCAAACGCGUUCCAAUUAUAUGAAAACUGGCAGGAUGAAAAGCACGGAAUGAAAAACUGGCUGCCGCUUUUUAUCACCGACUUAACAACGUUUUUAAUGAGGUAUGAGACAGAGGAAGUUGCCAAAAAUCACCUGAAUCAGUAUAGGAUUGGAAAAGCCUACCAAUACUUCCAGAGUGAAUGGUUUAAAGAAGUAUUUUACCACCCUGUUGACAGGACCACCCCAUACGGCUUCCUCCGUGCGGAAUGCACCCCCUCACAGAGUCUGCGUUCAGGGCCACACGAAGUGUGGGUAUGCAUUGUCAAAGACUCGGGAGAAGUAAAGUCUGCCUUCUGCAGGUGUACAGCAGGGUACGGUCAAACUUGUAAUCAUGUCGCUGGUUUACUUUUUCGGGUGGAAUAUGCUAACAAGAUGGGGUACACAUCUUGUACAUCCAACAAAUGUGAAUGGGUUGUGCCAAAAGAGCGACCGCUAGAGUCGGCUAUGCUUCAAGACAUGGCAGUUAAGAGAUCUAAGCAUGGAAAAACUGGUAUGAUAUAUGUGGUCGUCAACUCAAAAUUACAUAUUAAAUUCUGUGAACAAAUCAAAGAUGCAAGAAUCAUUACCUAG